GAGGCAGCGGCGGGAUGUCGGUCAAUUACGCGGCGGGGUUGUCGCCCUACCCGGACAAGGGGAAGUGCGGCCUCCCGGAGAUUUUUGAUUCGCCGGACGAGCUGGAGAGGAAGAUCCACCAGUUGGCUGACUUGAUCCAGAAUUCUUACAAUGUGGUGUUUCACACCGGAGCAGGAAUCAGCACAGCCUCAGGGAUUCCGGAUUUCAGGGGCCCGAAUGGGGUGUGGACCAUGGAGGAGCGGGGCCUGGUCCCCAAGUUCGACACGACCUUUGAGAACGCGAGGCCAUCGAAGACGCACAUGGCCCUGCUGGAGCUGCAGCGCGUGGGCAUCCUGCACUUCCUGGUCAGCCAAAACAUCGACGGGCUUCACGUGAGGUCCGGCUUCCCCAGGGACAAGCUGGCAGAACUGCAUGGGAACAUGUUCGUAGAGGAAUGCGUGAAAUGUGGCAAGCAGUACGUGAGGGACACCGUGGUGGGCACCAUGGGACUGAAGCCCACCGGCCGACUCUGCGACGCCUCCAAGCACCGAGGGCUCCGAUCCUGCAGAGGCAAGUUAACGGACACCAUCCUAGACUGGGAAGAUUCCCUGCCGGACCGUGACCUGUAUUGGGCCUCUGAAGCCAGCAAGAGGGCGUCCUUAUCCAUCACCCUGGGGACCUCCCUGCAGAUCAAGCCCAGCGGAGACCUUCCGCUGCUGACCAAGAAGAAGGGCGGGAAGCUGGUGAUCGUCAACCUGCAGCCCACAAAGCACGACAGGCACGCGGACCUGCGCAUCCACGGCUACGUGGACGAGGUGAUGACGAAGCUGAUGAAACUCCUCGGGCUGGAGAUCCCCGAGUGGGCCGGGCCGCUGGUGGUGGAGCAUGCAGAGCAGCAAGAGGCCAAACCGCUCUCCCAAACCGGCGCGGACUUGCCGUUCCUGAGCAAGGGAGAGCCGGCUCCCUGCUGGAACGGUGGCCGGGAGGGCCUGGGACACACGGCGGUCCUGAAGCAGGAAUCCCGCCUGCUGGACGGCAGCUCCAUCCCGGCCAAGCAGCCGAAGCUGGAGCCGUUGCCCACCUGACGGAGGCCCGUCCCUGCGGGCCGGUCGGCGCGGGUGUUUUGCCUGGUCUUCUCUCGGGACAAACCAGCUUGGCCUUGGCGUUUCUACCUGACUUUUUAGAGAAUUGUCUUCCUUUCGGAUCCUGUAGGUAAUUUUUGUUUUUUUCCCUGAAACUUUGAAGCUUUCUGGAUGAGCCUAGAUUUUCCAUUUCUGGAAGGAGGUAACCGUCAUCCUUCUUUCUGUGGGACCAGGCCAGGAAAUCACGGCUUGUGCCCUCUUUGUAUGUCUCUUGGGUGGUGUUGAGGGACAGGGUCCCUUCCCUUCUCACUCUUCCUCCCCUCUCUCCCCCCCCUCCUUUCUCCUCCUCUCCCCUCCUCUUUCUCCUCUCCCCUCUCUUCUCUCCCCUCUUCUUUUCCCUCUCUCCUCUCUUCUCCCUCUC
Messenger RNA from Crotalus tigris (Tiger rattlesnake), 1482 nucleotides. RefSeq names its product sirtuin 6 (gene SIRT6). The transcript is spliced from 8 exons. The coding region runs from base 15 to 1064 and encodes 349 amino acids. NCBI's taxonomy places the organism in Eukaryota, Metazoa, Chordata, Lepidosauria, Squamata, Viperidae. Gene Ontology annotation, molecular function: NAD+ binding. The record is from RefSeq and is a predicted model, not a curated record.